This is a messenger RNA of Penicillium pulvis, 186 nucleotides long. RefSeq lists its product as uncharacterized. The record is from RefSeq and is a predicted model, not a curated record. The transcript has a single exon. The coding region runs from base 1 to 186 and encodes 61 amino acids. NCBI's taxonomy places the organism in Eukaryota, Fungi, Ascomycota, Eurotiomycetes, Eurotiales, Aspergillaceae.
AUGAAUAGUAGGCGAGACAGGACUGCACUGUAUCGUGAAAGAUUGAUAGAAUUGAGAGAUCCAACCGAUGGUGUUAUUCCCAACACGAGCGAAGUAUUCUCUCUUCUACAACAACUGCGCAAGCAGAAAGGUUACCAGGCUGUUGCACGAGGCCGUCGAUCUGAACCAGACGGAAUCGAGUGGUGA